Molecule: messenger RNA, 822 nt
Organism: Lasiosphaeria miniovina
Lineage: Eukaryota; Fungi; Ascomycota; Sordariomycetes; Sordariales; Lasiosphaeriaceae
Product: endoplasmic reticulum-based factor for assembly of V-ATPase-domain-containing protein
Exons: 2
Coding region: 1-822 (273 amino acids)
Biological process (GO): vacuolar proton-transporting V-type ATPase complex assembly
Cellular component (GO): endomembrane system
Source: RefSeq, a predicted model, not a curated record
AUGGUGCUUCUCACAAUGACUUCUUCCAUUGUGGAAGGCCUGUCUGUGUGGAGUCAGUUGGCUUCUACACAUAAAGAAAAGUUGUUGCAGCGCGAGAAUGAGCCUUCACUCGACGGCUCCAGCAUUGGCAAUCCCAUUUCACACAGCCAAAUCGUCGAUCUAUGGGCAUCCCUCAGAGAUGCUGGAAGCAACGAAUACAGCCUUGAAAGGUUAUUAAAUGGCGCCAAAGUCUACGAUCCUCCGCCGCCGCCGAAACCCGAGCCAUCGAACGAAUACAAAGCUUUGAUGGCUCGUCUCCGCCGCGAUGAGGAACAGCGCAUCUACGGACGCAUGAUGAAUACAGCGUCGCCGCUGGAAUCUUUUUCUCAGCGCGGGUCCGGCGGCGCUGGCAUGAUACACGCCUUUGCCGAGGUCAACCGACCAGGCCAGGAGGCAGACAUUGGCGAUGACGACGUCACGUUUAAUGAUGUGCACCGCCAGCUGAUGCUCAUGCUCAACUUUAUAGUGAGCAUCCUGGGGGUUGCCGCCACGCUCUGGAUUUUAGCCAGGUGGUGGAGCACGCCGGCUAGGCUCUUUUUAACGAUAGGUGGAAGCAUAUUGGUUGGGAUCGCCGAGGUUGUUGUGUACUCAGGAUACAUAUGGAAUCUCGGUGAGGCUAAAAAGAAGGACAAGACCUUACGUGAAGUCAAGGAGGUAGUGCAAACAUGGGUUGUCGGCACCGAGAAGGAUGGCGAGAGCGAGUUUGCCAUUGCGAAGGAGAAGGUCCCGUCAGAGGAGUUAAACUUGCGGAGACGAAAGGAGAGAACUCACGUGCACGAUUGA